Molecule: messenger RNA, 660 nt
Organism: Papaver somniferum (opium poppy)
Lineage: Eukaryota; Viridiplantae; Streptophyta; Magnoliopsida; Ranunculales; Papaveraceae
Exons: 1
Coding region: 1-660 (219 amino acids)
Source: RefSeq, a predicted model, not a curated record
AUGCCUACUUUAGUCUGGAAAAGAUUAUGGAAGGUUAAUGUGUCUCAUAAAGUGAAGUUAUUUAUAUGGAAAUGCUUAAAAGGGAUUGUCCCUGCUUUAUUCAAAAUCAGCCAUUACAAGACUGGAAUUGAUACUUUCUGCCCUCAUUGUGGAUCACACAAUGAAACUCUAGAACAUCUUCUUUAUGACUGCACUUAUGCUUCAUCUGUCUGGAUGGAUAUGAAUGUUAAUGUUUCUAAUUUACAGACUCAUCACAUCUCAGUAUCCACAUGGAUAAUAAGCUGGUUUACUUCCUUUCAAGCUGCCCAUAAUGACCAAUACAAUAACUGGUUGCUUAUCUUAAUGAACACUGCCUGGCAGAUUUGGAAAAAUCGCUGUGAUAAGCUCUUUCGGAACGAAAGUCCUAACAAGUGGAUCACACUCAGUAAUAUUAGAUGGGUGAUAAGGCAAUGUGAGAAUGAGCAAGGCCAGAAUAAGCAAGUUAGGCCAAAAAAUAACAACUGGAAACCGCCGGCGAACAACCAACUUAAGAUCAACAUUGAUGCAUCAUUUGAUAAUGUAACAAAAAAAUUUGGAAUUGGGCUAAUUGCUCGUGAUUCUGCAGGCAAAUCCAGGGGCAUCAGGGGCAAGAGUUGCAAUGGAGGACUAGACCCUGAAUAG